AAAUUGUGGGUGGUGAUUGGUGAGGCUAUUAAAAUUCAACAAUAAUCAAAAUAGGUGAUGAAGAAAAUGGGUGGUCAGUUCCUGGUGCUCUUGUUCCUCAGCUUCGUUGCUUUCUUCUUCAGUUUCUCGCAAGCAACAUCAAUUACUUCAACUUCAAUAAAACCCUUAAUUUUCAUCGAAACCAAUCAGAGCGCCGGUGCUGCUAGGCGUUGCUCAUACACAUUGACAAUCAAAACAAGUUGUUCUUCACCUAAAUACACCAGAGAUAGAGUCAGUAUUGCUUUUGGAGAUGCUUACGGAUUUGAGGUCUAUGCGCCAAAGAUAGAUAAUCCAUCGUCGAAGAUAUUCGAGAGAUGCUCAACGGAUACAUUCCAGAUCCGUGGCCCCUGUAUUUACGAGAUCUGCUACCUUUACUUGAAGAGGGUUGGAUCGGACGGCUGGAAACCGGAGAGCGUCAAGGUGUACGGUUCAGAUCGUCCUGCUAUUACCUUUAAAUAUAAUAAGCUUCUUCCUAAUGGAGUCUGGUUUGGAUUUAAUCACUGUCGUAAAAUCAUGUAGGUUAUCUGCCUCUGCCUCUGCCUCUGCCUCUGCCUCUGUUGGGUAUAGAAUUCCACUAUUGAUGAAAUUUGUGUUUUAAUUGAUGUAUUUAAAAGAUUUAAUCUCUGUUUGUUUGCAUCCAAAACUAUAUUUAUUACCAAAAUAAAAGGUUUUUCGAUUUCUCAGGUA
This is a messenger RNA of Solanum dulcamara, 726 nucleotides long. RefSeq names its product embryo-specific protein ATS3A-like. NCBI's taxonomy places the organism in Eukaryota, Viridiplantae, Streptophyta, Magnoliopsida, Solanales, Solanaceae. The record is from RefSeq and is a predicted model, not a curated record. Gene Ontology annotation, molecular function: protein binding. Bases 58 to 558 code for a protein of 166 amino acids. The transcript has a single exon.